Messenger RNA from Vitis vinifera (wine grape), 1606 nucleotides. RefSeq lists its product as uncharacterized. Bases 97 to 1131 code for a protein of 344 amino acids. The transcript has 2 exons. The record is from RefSeq and is a predicted model, not a curated record. Gene Ontology annotation, molecular function: nucleic acid binding; zinc ion binding. NCBI's taxonomy places the organism in Eukaryota, Viridiplantae, Streptophyta, Magnoliopsida, Vitales, Vitaceae.
CCGUCCAGUUGACUUUUUCCCCGACCAGGUUCUCCUUACCCAGUUUUUCGUAUAGAUUUCAUUUCUGCAGUCGGUUUUUGCAUAUUGCGUCCCUAAAUGGAUAAGAAGGAUGUUUUUCUUCCUCGCCCCAUCCAUACUGUAUUGGAGGGGACUAAAAAUUACUUAUCCUGGUCUCAAGCUAUGCGCAGUUUUCUUAAGAGCCGCAUGCUCUGGCAUUAUUGUACUGGUGCAAUGACUAUUCCUGUCAAAGGAGCAAGUGAAGAAGAUGCUGUCUUUCUUAGUCGCAUGAUUGAAUGGGAUAGUCAUAACCACAUGAUCCUCACAUGGAUCCGGAACACUUCCAUUCCCUCUAUUUCCAACCUAUUGGGCAGCUUUGACGAUGCAAAAUCUGCAUGGGAUAUGUUGACCAAAAGGUACUCCACUACUCAUGGAUCCAUGAAAUAUCAGUUAGUGGUUGAAUUGCAUCAACUCAGGCAAGAACCGGGGCAAUCCAUCAAUGACUAUUAUGAUCAGCUUCGCUUCAUUUGGGACCAAAUUGACCUUUCUGAUCCAACUUGGGGAUGCUCCACAGAUGCUCAGCAAUAUGCUACCAUUAGAGAUGAAUUUCGCCUCUAUGAAUUCUUGAUGUCACUUCACAAGGACUUUGAGCCCAUUCGUGGUCAGCUGUUAAAUCGCAGUCCUGCUCCCUCUCUUGAUACUGCUGUGAAUGAGUUGGUUAGAGAAGAAGCUCGUCUUGCAACCCUUCAAGCCCAGAAUAAGCUCAAUAUUUUGGCUAUUACUCCAUCUACUCCACUCAUAGAGCAACCUCAGCAAUUAGGUGAUUUUUCUGGCUCUAGCAAUCGUCGCAAGCAAACCAACAAGAAGUUCUGCAACUAUUGCAAGCGUCCUGGCCACACCAUUGAGACUUGUUACCGUCGUAACAAAUCUACUACUGCUGUUGCUAAUACUGCACCUACUCCGCCAACGGUUUCCACGUCCCAGUCUUCUGGAUCUACUAUCAACCUCUCUUCCACUGAACUACAGGAGAUCAUAGCUCAGGCUGUUCGUAUGGUUGGUAAUGCAUCUCUUUCCACUGCCUUAUCUGUUCUACCUGGAUCCGAGGACGGGGCAGGAGCUUGGGACCGGUCCUAGAGUUGGGCGUAUGUUUCCCGUGAACAAUCUUCAUCUUCCACCUGUUGCUCCUGUUUCUGUUGCUGCUGCAACAGCUGCAGUUUCUUCCUUACCUUCUCUUGCGCUUUGGCAUUCUCGUCUUGGUCAUGCACCAUCUUCUCGGGUACAACAGUUAGUGUCUAGAGGUCUGUUGGGUUCUGUGUCUAAAGACAAUUUUGAUUGCACUUCAUGUCAGUUAGGAAAACAACCAGCUUUGCCUUUCAAUAACAGUGACUCCAUUUCUAAAAGUAUUUUUGAGUUAAUUCAUUCUGAUGUUUGGGGACCUUCUCCUGUUGCUAGUAUUGGUGGAUCUCGAUAUUUUGUUGUUUUUAUUGAUGAUUACUCUCGUUAUAGUUGGAUUUUUCCUAUGAAAUCUCGUUCUGAAAUUUUAUCAAUAUAUAGCAACUUUGCAAAAAUGGUUGAAACUCAAUUCUCCAAACGUAUCAAAACCUUUCGA